This is a messenger RNA of Penaeus chinensis, 336 nucleotides long. RefSeq lists its product as uncharacterized. The record is from RefSeq and is a predicted model, not a curated record. NCBI's taxonomy places the organism in Eukaryota, Metazoa, Arthropoda, Malacostraca, Decapoda, Penaeidae. Bases 1 to 336 code for a protein of 111 amino acids. The transcript has a single exon.
AUGUGGAAGCUUUUCACCAGCAUUAUCUCGGAGGAAAUUUAUUCCCACCUUGGCAACAACGGCCUCUUACCAGAAGAACAAAAGGGUUGUCGAAAAAAAUCACGAGGCACAAAGGACAAGCUGUUAAUAGCCAAAGUCAAAACAAAGAACUGUAAGAGAUGGAAGGUCGACCUUGCAAUGGGUUGGAUAGACUAUAAAAAGGCUUUUGAUAUGAUACCCCAUUCCUGGAUCUUAAGAUGUCUCGAAACGCUCGAGAUGGCGGACAACAUCAGAAGCCUUUUAGGAAAUAGUAUGAACAUCAGGCCCUAUAGUCAAUCAUCUAUUGUACAUGGAUGA